AUGCAGCUAAAGCGCUGCCGGGCCGAGCCGGCGUCAGACAUCGACGACCUCCACGAAUCCGCCAGCAGCAGCGACGACGACUGUGCCGACGCCACCGCGGAGCUCGCUCGCUGGUGUCGCCAGCAGCGGCGCGAGGGUGGCGCGAGCGCCACCACCUGCGAGCGUGCGCUGCAGACGGCGCGUCACAAUCCGCAGCGGGCGCUGCAAACGCUCGGUUCGUCAGACGACGGCCGGGCUUUUCUGCUCUCGCUGGUUCGCCGGAGGCAGUGCGAGCUCUCUGCGGCGACGGAGGCGCCUCGCCGCGCCGCACGUGCUCAUGCGGCUCUCGGCAGCCUGCGCGAGUGCCUCGGCGAGCUCGGGCCGGCCAUCUCGCACGUGGCCGCCGCAGCGCGGCUGCGCGGAGCGCUACCGGCCGCUCCCCUGAGAGACGCCACCCUUGCAGAAGAGCUCCGCCGGUCUCUCUCUUGCGUGGCCGCCGGCGGGCGCGGCGGUGGCGGCGAGCUGCUCUCUCACCUCGCGCGGCUGCUGCGGCAGCGGGAGCAGGAGGAGGCGCUCGCGCGGCUGCUGCGGGCCUCGCUGGUCGCGCCUCCCCCCCCUCUCCCCCUCCCGCGCGCGCCCGCCGGUUUGAGCGUCUCGGCCUUUUGGGAGGAGUACGCGUCGCGACGAGUCCCGGUCGUGCUGCCGCUCCCGCCCGGCGCCGGCCCGGCCCAGGCAUGGGACCUGGCCUUCCUCCGCGCCUCGAUCGGCGGCAGGGUGCCCGCGCUGCGUCGGAGGGACGCGGCCUCCACACAGUGGGCCGGCCUCGAGCCGGCGACCCUCGGCCCGCCGCCAGGCCCCGAGCCGGCUGGCGCGGCUGGCGGGCAGACUUUAUCGGCCUCCUCCACCACCAUGGUGGGCGCGACCACCGUCGCAGACUUCAUCGACCGGCUCGACGCGACGGCGGAGGAGGCCGAGCCGGCGUACCUCUUCGACUGGUCGCUGCCGCAGCACUGCAAAGAGCUGCUCACGCGGAGGCCCGAGGGCGGCGGAGGCGAGGGCGGAGGCGAGGGCGGAGGCGAGGGCGGAGGCGAGGGCGGAGGCGAGGGCUUGUUUCGCGUGCCUCGCUACUUUGCCAACGACCUGCUGCAGCGGCUCUCUCCGGGCUCGCUCUACCGCGACGCCUGGCCGAGCCUCUUCAUCGGCCCUCGCGGCUCGCGCUGCUCUGUGCACGUGGACACCUUCGGCUCGCACUUUUGGAUGCUGCUCUUCGAGGGCGAGAAGCGGUGGACCAUCUUCCCGCCCGAGGCGGCGCCGCUGCUCCGCCCGUCGUACGCGCACGGGCACGACCCGCUCUUUAGCGCCGACGUGCACGACGACGCGGCGGCGGAGGCGGACGAGCUGCUCCGCCGCGCGCCGCGCUGGGAGGGCGUGCUUCGGGCCGGGGAGUGCCUCUUCGUGCCGGCCGGCGCGCCGCACGCCGUGCUCAACUUGACGCACACGGCCGCCAUUAGCUGCAACUACGUCGACAGCACCAACCUCGAGCAGGUGCGCGGCGAGCUGCGCGUCGCCGCUUGCACGUGCCCGGCGGCGCGGGAGGUGCUGUCGCAGCUCGACGCACCCGGCUUCGACGCUGCGGUCGACGCGGGCGUGGGCGAGGUGGGGUGGGAGGAGUUCAAGGGGGGCGCGGGGCUGGCCCGGCUGCGUGAUAGUACUUCGUGA
Molecule: messenger RNA, 1698 nt
Organism: Emiliania huxleyi CCMP1516
Lineage: Eukaryota; Haptophyta; Isochrysidales; Noelaerhabdaceae
Exons: 1
Coding region: 1-1698 (565 amino acids)
Biological process (GO): protein hydroxylation; positive regulation of translational termination; negative regulation of gene expression
Cellular component (GO): nucleus; cytoplasm
Molecular function (GO): sequence-specific DNA binding; histone H4R3 demethylase activity
Source: RefSeq, a predicted model, not a curated record